This is a messenger RNA of Peniophora sp. CBMAI 1063, 2205 nucleotides long. The record is from the annotation of a GenBank genome assembly. Lineage: Eukaryota; Fungi; Basidiomycota; Agaricomycetes; Russulales; Peniophoraceae.
AUGGCUCCGAAAUCAUCAGCUGGUAAAGAAAAGCUGGUGAACGAGGAGGACGAGGUUCUACAGGCCGUCCUGCUCGCCGACUCGUUUGACUCGCGCUUCAAGCCUCUCACUACUGGAAAACCGAGGUGUUUGCUACCGAUCUGUAAUGCGCCACUAUUGGACUGGACGCUUGAGAGUCUUGCGCUUGCGGGUGUACAGGAAGUAUUCGUGAUCUGCCGCUCGCACGCCGAUCAGGUCAAAGAAGCGUUACAAAAGAGCAAAUGGAAUGCGCCAGGCUCGGGCUUGAAGAUCGUACCGAUCUUAACCGCGAAGGAGACGUUCUCACCCGGCGACGCUCUGCGCGAUGUAUACACCCACGGCGUGGUUACGGGAGACUUUGUGCUGGUAUACGGCGAUCUUGUUAGCUCCAUACGCAUCGAAGAGGCUGUAGCCGCGCAUCGGGAGCGCAGGAAGGUCAACAAGGAUGUGAUCAUGACUAUGGUAGUCAAAGAGAGCGGCGCGAAGCAUCGCACAAAAUCGCAAGGAGACUCUGGCGUAUACGUAAUUGACCCUACCACGGACGAAUGCCUGCACUACGAAGCCGUCACCGGCUACCCACCCGCCAAACGCGCCCGCAUCCCGCGCGAGAUCCUCGCUGACCACCCAGACGUCGAAGUCCGGUACGACCUCCUCGACUGCGCCAUCGACGUCUGCUCCGUCGAAGUGCCCUCGCUCUUCCAAGACAACUUCGACUACGCAGACGUGAGGCGCGACUUUGUACACGGCGUUCUGACGAGCGACCUGUUGAUGAAGAAUAUACAUGUGCAUGUGGCGCGAGAAGGGUACGCGGCGAGGGUCAAGGAUACGAGGAGUUACGAUGCUAUCAGUAAGGAUAUACUGAGCAGGUGGACCUUCCCGCUUGUGCCGGAUGAUUAUCAUCCGGCUGGGCAGGCGUAUGAGUUGUUGAGAGGGAAUAAGUACCAUCCGAAGGACGGCUCGAUCACGCUUUCUCGGACGUGCAAGAUUGGGAAUAACACGCUCAUCGGACCUUCAUGUCGUCUGGAAGACGACGCUCAGCUCAUCGCUUCGACACUCGGUACAGGAUGCACUAUCGGUCCUCACGCGGUUGUACGCAACUCUUACUUGCUAGACGGCGUGACCGUCGGUCGUGGUGCCGUGGUCGAGCACGCGAUUAUCGGCGCGAACGUGAAGAUCGGAGAGGAUGUACGCGUCGGGCGCGGUGCUCUCAUCGGUGACGGCGUCGUGCUGGCUGCUGGGUCGAGGUUGAUGCCCUUCGAGCGUGUAUCCCGCUUCAGAGAGGGGGAUGAGGCCGAGGACUCUGAUUCUGAGUACGAUGAAGCAGAGACCCAUCAGGAGCAUCUGGCAGCCGCUUUGGGCAAAGGCUCGAACGCAUUCAUCUGGCCAAGAAAAGCAGCGACCUUCGAAGACGAAGAUCCAGACGAUGCGCCCGUGGACAGCUUCAACAACCUACGCCUCAUGCGGAUCGGCGACGACCAUAAAGACCUCGAACUGUCCGACGCAGGCUCUAUUACGUCCUCCGAAGACUCCGAAUCCGACGAAGAGUCGGACGUUCUCCUCCCGCGUGCAUCAGCGUCUUCGUCCGCCACAUCAUUGCAGACUGCCAACCUUGCCUCUGCAGCUGUAUCGGCUGGUGCACAAGCAGCGGAGGAUGAGUUCAGGCAUGAGGUCGAGCAGAGUCUCGCGCGUGCCUUCGCCGAAGGACACAGUCUUGACAACGCGUCGGUCGAACUCAAGACAUUACGCAUGGCGAGCAACGUGCCGCUGCGCAAGGUGCGCGAGGCAGUUGUGGCCGCGAUCGUCGAGCGCAUCCCUCUUGGCGGUGGUGCGGUAGAGCAAAGAAAAGGUAUAACGACCGUUGUCGAGCGAUGGGGUCCACUCAUCAAUCUAAUUGGCGGCAUCGACGGCGUUGAAACAACCACGAUUCUGCAGGAACACUGUGCGCAAUCGGAUCGGUUCCCGCUUUUUGGACAGAUACUGGUAGCGCUGUACCAGAACGAUGUGGUUGAGGAGGACGACAUCCGUGCAUGGCAUGCGCAGCCGCAAGCUAAGGGGAUCAAUCUGCCGGAUGGGGAGACGAAGGAACGCACACAAAAGUGCUGGCUCGUCGGCGCUCAGAUGAUACACCAGUUUGACGAGCAGGAGAGCAGCGAGGAGGGUUCGGGUUCGGACGAGGAGAGCGACUAG